UAAUUAUGACUAAAUACGGCUUGAGUGGGAAGAAGGAGGGGCAGCAGUGGGAGACCAACCACAUCAAGGAAGGCUUCGCGCAGGAUGGCCUUGGUGACCCCCGGCUGGAGAAACUCUGGAACAAGGCCAGAAGCUCCGGGAAGUUCUCGGAUGAGGAACUGGAGAAGCUGUGGAGGGAAUUCCAGCACCACAAAGAGAAAAUCCACGAAUACAACAUCCUGCUGGAGACCAUGAGCCGGACAGAAGAUGUCCACAAAAACACGAUCGACCAGCCGCUGGAGGAAGAGAGCGCAGCCUGGAAGGAGCUGCUGCAUCGCAAACACUCGGAGCUCAAGGAGCAGCUGCACAGCAUCAACCAGGGGUUCGAGCGCCUGCGCAAAGUCAGCCACCAGGGCUACGAUUCUGCCAGCGAAUUCGAGGAGCCCCGUGUGAUGGACUUGUGGGAUUUGGCUCAGUCAACUAACUUCACAGAGAAAGAGCUCGAAUCACUUCGG
Molecule: messenger RNA, 494 nt
Organism: Thamnophis sirtalis
Lineage: Eukaryota; Metazoa; Chordata; Lepidosauria; Squamata; Natricidae
Source: RefSeq, a predicted model, not a curated record